CAUGCUAUUAUCUAUGGUUCUAUGCCUGUGCUGUUGCUGGUUGACUGGGUUUGUUCGGUUUUCUGUUUAUGAAUGAAUUUCGUACUCAGUUUAUUGUAUGGAUUAUAUAAAUAGGACUAAUAAAUCUAACAAUAUUAACAAUAACGUGUUGUAAUCAAAUAUAAACAUUUGUGGUGAUUUUACAUAAUGGCACAACAAAAUUCUGUAAGUCAUCCUAUUAUUACUACAAACCCGGAAACUUUAAUUCCACCUCCUGAAUUUUGUUCAACAUCACUCCCAAAUUUACCGAAUGUUCAACAGCCACCACCUUUAUUAUUACCCCCGAACAUUCAACCUAAUUCUGGAAAUGAUAAACAGCUUCCAUCAUUACUAUCACUUAAAGUUGAUCCACCAGAUCAGUUAAUAGAAAAAACUGAUUCUGAAGAAGUGGUCUUACCACAAGCAUUAGAACAAGUGCUUGCUUUAAAAGAUCGUCGUGAAACUGAAUUGGGAUCAGUAGAAGUUGAAAAUGAAAUCCAAGAACAGCCACAAGAUAUUACUGAAGUUGAAGUUGACUCUAGUGUAUCAAAAGUGUCCUGGGGAAAAGAAGAGAAGCUCCAUACCCCUGAAGACACAGAUAAAACCAAUACAACAGUUAAAGAAAAGAAAACUAAACUAAGUAAAAAUAAAAAGAAAAAGAGAAAUAAAAAUAAGAAACGAAGUAAUGCUCAAAAUGAAAAAGCAAGUGAGACUGAUGGGAAUGAUAAUUCAGUUACCCAAGCUGAUGAGUCUAAUGUUGAAAUAGAGUAUAUACAGGAAAGUUUGAGAUUGCAUGAACUUGCACCUCAGUAUCGACAAUUUUUUCAUAUAUUUGAAGCAUUUAAAAUUUCUGACCCUAUUCCUGAUAUUGCACCACCGCAGCUGAUAACACCUACUCUUUCAGGCACAAAAACUUCUUCUGUUACUGGAGACCAGUUUCAGGAUGAAGCAGAUGAAAAUGAAGAAAAAGUUAAAGAAGAUAAAACAAAAAUGUCAAAACGUAAAUUAAAAAAACUUACUAGAUUAAGUGUAGCAGAAUUAAAACAGCUUGUUACAAGACCUGAUGUAGUUGAAAUGCAUGAUAUAACUGCCAGAGAUCCUAAACUUUUGGUGCAAUUAAAAGCUCAUCGUAAUACUGUUCAAGUACCACGGCAUUGGUGUUUUAAACGUAAAUAUUUACAAGGUAAAAGAGGCAUUGAAAAGCCCCCUUUCAACUUACCAGAUUUUAUUAAGAAAACAGGAAUUAUGGAAAUGAGAGCUUCUCUCCAAGACAAGGAUGAAUCAAAAACUUUAAAAGCAAAAAUGAGAGAAAGAGCUCGACCCAAAUUAGGUAAAAUUGAUAUUGAUUAUCAGAAACUUCAUGAUGCAUUUUUCAAAUGGCAGACAAAGCCAAAAAUGACUAUUCAUGGAGAUCUUUACUAUGAAGGAAAAGAAUUUGAAACUCGUUUAAAAGAAAAGAAACCUGGAGACUUAUCUGAGGAACUUCGUACUGCAUUAGGAAUGCCCAUUGGGCCCAAUGCUCAUAAAGUUCCUCCUCCAUGGCUUAUUGCCAUGCAACGUUAUGGUCCUCCUCCUAGUUAUCCAAAUCUUAAGAUUCCAGGAUUGAAUGCACCAAUUCCAGAAGGUUGCUCAUUUGGUUAUCAUGCUGGAGGGUGGGGUAAACCACCAGUUGAUGAGGGUGGAAAACCUCUUUAUGGGGACGUUUUUGGAACUAAUCAGAUCAACAUUGAUGAUGCAGGAGAAGACAUUAAUAUAGAUCGUUCUUUAUGGGGUGAAUUAGAAUCGGAAUCAGAAGAGGAAAGUGAAGAGGAAGAUGAAGAAGGGGAAGAAUUACAACAACCAACUGAUGAAACUGGACUUGUUACCCCUGCAGAAGGUUUGGUUACACCUAGUGGACUUACAAGUAUUCCUGCUGGAAUGGAGACACCUGAGGCCAUUGAGUUAAGGAAGAAAAAAAUUGAAAACGAGAUGGAGGGUACAGAAACGCCCGUUUUAUAUCAUGUUAUACCAGAGAAAAGAAAUGAACGUAUUGGUGGUGCCAUGAUGGCCAGUAGUCACGUGUAUGACAUGACUGGAGUAGGAGCUCCUCCACCAGCUGUUAUUUCUGCUAAAAGAGGAGGUACAUCGGCAGUGGAACAACGUGAGGGUAUGGUGGAACUUGCGCUGGACCCAUCAGAACUUGAAAUGGAUAGUGAUGCAAUGGCUGCACGUUAUGAACAACAAAUGCGUGAGAAUCAAUCCCAACUUCAAAAAGAAGAUCUCAGUGACAUGUUAGCAGAACAUGUUGCGAAGCAGAAAAGUAAAAGAAAGCGUCAAACAAUGGAUACUAAACAAAGUAAAAAGUAUAAAGAAUUUAAGUUUUAAUCCAUACAUUUUUUUAUCAUUAAUUCAGCAUUCAGUGUAUUAAGUGUAACAAUAAAAAAGUUCACUGUUGUUAUUAUUUAUGAUUUUGUUGUGUGAAUGUAAUAGAAUAUAACAACUGAUGUAACAAAAUAAAAAUUUAUUUAAUACUUAUAACGUAAAACAAGCAUUAUUUAAAAUAUAUAAUUAACACAG
Molecule: messenger RNA, 2574 nt
Organism: Agrilus planipennis (emerald ash borer)
Lineage: Eukaryota; Metazoa; Arthropoda; Insecta; Coleoptera; Buprestidae
Gene: Sf3b2
Product: splicing factor 3B subunit 2
Exons: 1
Coding region: 187-2382 (731 amino acids)
Biological process (GO): mRNA splicing, via spliceosome
Cellular component (GO): U2 snRNP; U2-type spliceosomal complex; catalytic step 2 spliceosome
Source: RefSeq, a predicted model, not a curated record